GUGUCACUAUCCUUAAGAAGGACAUGAAGUUCACAUGGCCAGUUAAUUCCCCUGUGGCUAAGAGCAAGGGCAAGCUCAUGCCUAGCAUCCUCGGUCAUUGGACACAUGUAUACAUAGUGCUCAACCCCAUCACGGCAAUUACAGAUGGUACAGAUGUCCGUUGUAGAUUUGCCGAACCUCUUCCGAAGGAUAAUGAUGUUGCAUGUGAUAUAAUAAUAAUAUUUAAAGAAGAAUUUAAAGAUUACGAAAGAAUAAAUAAAGGCCACUCGUGUUAUCGAGCUGAAAAUGCUACGAGUAACUAUUGUUUUCUUCAUCCAAACUUGAUCCUUUCAGAAGAUUAUCUAAAAACUGCCGAAAUAGUCGAAUUUGAUAAUUGCGACGAUCGAAUCAGAGAAAGCUUUUGCCCAGGAGUAGCGAAUACUUGUAUAAGCAAACAACCAGGCUACAAGUGUUCUUGUAAUGAAGGCUUUAAAGCAAUAAAAACAUUUUACCUACAUAAUACUGAAUACGAGUUUUGUGAAGAUAUUGAUGAAUGCCUUGAUGCAAAUAAAUGUGGGAGUAAUUCGAACUGCAGUAAUACUGUUGGAAAUUUUACAUGUUCCUGUAGAGAUGGAUAUGUACGAAACAAGAAUAAAAAUGAAUUCGAAUGCGGAGAUAUUUGUGAACUAGAAAAACCAUGCAAAAAUGGGAAAUGUAACCGUUUAGAAAAUCGACAACAAUAUAAAUGCCAAUGUGACAGUGGAUUUACUGGAUUAAAUUGCGAUGAAGAAGAUAAAACGUUGAAAAAAGGAAAAGUUAAUACGAUUAUCACAGGAGCUGUCUUGGGUGGUAUUUUGUUUAUUGCUAUCAUUAUUAUUUUCGUACUUGAAAGAAAACUAAGAAAAAAGUCUAAAAAUGCUGAGGGUUUUGACACGCAAAUGGACAAUUACGAAAGAAGAUUUGGUGACAGCAGGCCUGUUUAUGAAAACAUACAUAAAGGAAGAAAACAGGGAUAUGAUAACCCAGCAAUGUGAUAUAUCACAAUGUGAUAAUAUUUUGUAAAUUAUCUUCAGCAAAUUGAUUUGAUGAUAUCUAUUACCAAGUGAAAUGAAUAUUUUUAAUAAUAUUUUUAUUUGUAAGAUGUUGCAGAAUGUAAAAUAUUCUGAA
Centruroides sculpturatus (bark scorpion) is the source of this 1146-nucleotide messenger RNA. Its product is annotated as fibrillin-1-like. The annotation marks the transcript as partial. The record is from RefSeq and is a predicted model, not a curated record. The transcript is spliced from 9 exons. Gene Ontology annotation, molecular function: calcium ion binding. Lineage: Eukaryota; Metazoa; Arthropoda; Arachnida; Scorpiones; Buthidae.